Messenger RNA from Durusdinium trenchii, 1257 nucleotides. Lineage: Eukaryota; Dinophyceae; Suessiales; Symbiodiniaceae. The record is from the annotation of a GenBank genome assembly.
CCUUCAUCCAGGUCGGUGUCGACUGCCAGGUCCAGGCGUCGCCCUCUUCCACGGUCCUUGGCCCGCCUGCACCUUCCCCCACCUGGCACACCGCGCCGAGACCGGAGAUCCGAUGCCAUGGCGGAGGCCCGGCGCCGUCGGGCGGUGCUGGGUGCGCAGGGCCUGGCCGCGCUGUGGAUCACCUCGUCAGAGAUCCUAGGUUCCGAGCACCUUCGGUCGCAGAGCAGCGCCGUGAGCGGCUUCACGCAGCGUCCGGAGGUGGCCGUGGAGGUGCUCUUGCUGGCUGCGGGGUUUGAGCUCCGUGAAGGCGUCGGCCGUGCGCUGGGUGCCCUGCCGGCGGCGGCGCUGGCGAUGGCGGUGCUGCUGCCGUGGGGGCGGCUGGUGGAGAGAGCCGGGUGGAGGACGCUGCUGUCCUGCCAGCUGCUGCUGCGACCCCUGUGGGAGCCGGAGGCCUGUCCUCUUCCCAGCGCACCCCUCGCCUCGACGCUCGCCUUGGCCACGCUGCUGGCCCUGGCGGCCCCGCGGAGCCCCGUGCGGAGCGCCACGUCAGGGCUGCUGUCCGCCUUGGAGCGUUCCAGACGGCUGGGGUGUUUUGCCUUCUUCGUCUGGCUGACUCUGGUGCUUCCAAUUGCCUACAGUGCCUACACCGCCGAGAGUGCUGACACGGCGCGGGUGGCCACUUGGGCUUGGCCUGUGGCACAACUCGGGGAUCUGUUGCUAGGUGCAUGUGCUGCAGGCCAGCCGUUUGCUGGCUGGCAGGGAGGUGUGGCGGAUGUGUGGUGCACCUUGCUGGCAGUGGUGCUGUGGCUCCCCAAUUUGGAGUCCCUUGAGGGCUUCCACGUGGCGCGCGGCGCUGCCUUGGGCCUCACCUGGGCGCUCAUGGCAGGUCUGGGCCAAAGUGCCUGGCAAGCCAUUUUCCUUUGUCGACCUUCGUUGGAGCUGUGUCGAAGCUUGUUCGGGGACACCUUCCACAAGAGCGCUCCAGGUUUUCUGGCCUUCAACUUCUGCUUGUGGGUCCUUUCCUCCAACCUGGCCACCUUCACUAGAUCGGCCGCGCAGCGGCUCUCGGGCGGCGAGAUCGCGGCCGCGGAGCCGACCAGGGGUAAGUGAGCAAAAGACCCAGCUGCGGUGCAGAGGAUGCGUGGAGGGACCUUCGAAGGACCGUUGGAUUGAGAGAGACCGACACAUGUGACAUGGAGGAAUUCGGUACAGGAAGUACCGAGCCUUGGACGAAGAUGACGUUCAUUUAGAGGGCCC